Molecule: messenger RNA, 6165 nt
Organism: Klebsormidium nitens
Lineage: Eukaryota; Viridiplantae; Streptophyta; Klebsormidiophyceae; Klebsormidiales; Klebsormidiaceae
Source: the annotation of a GenBank genome assembly
AAGGGAUCCACAUUGCCUCGUCAUAACAUUGACAAUUGCUUGUCUCCACUGCCAGCAGUUUGUAGACGCGCACACCGAAGUUGGACAAGUCGCUUGCAUUGGCAACGUCCUCGUUUCAUUGCUUCCAAUUGCUGCCCUCUUCAUCACCUCUUUUGGGAAGGCCUGUCCUUCUUCUUGAGAUCCUGGUGUGUUUGUACUGGGGUUUAUGCUUGUCCUGCGACGCAUUGGAGAAGUGUUCUUCCAAGCAUCCUGGAAACUCGAGAGUGGUGUUGCUUUUCUGUGGCUUGGUAGAGCUAGCACUCAACGUCAACGAGCUACUGUACAUUAGCAGUUAGACUUAGCUGCCCGAGUGUACAGAAUUGGCAUAGCGUAACCUUAGGUGUCUCGUGUGUUUGUGAAGUGAUGGCGGAUUCCAAGACCAAGGAUGACGGAAGCACGCUGAGUUUUCGUCCAGGCAGGCCUACUGAUUCACCAAGGGGUGCCGACGGGCCUUCUUUGCAACCCCAGUGGUUGAAAUCACCUGGGCCGAAAGAUGCUGGUCGCAGCCCUGCCGGGCCCCCUGGCUACCCGGGUACCGACAAGCCUCGCUGGGGGAAAGAUCCGCCGCCAGCUCGCCCCUUCAACAAGGACAUUGAAUGGCGCAAGCCGGGGGGUAGCGGUGCUGAUUGGGAGCCAGAAGGGGACCCCAGUCGGCCCCCCGACAACCGUUGGCGGGAUGAGGAGCGCGAAGGGGGGGCGCAGGCAAGGGCCGCCAAUGGGUUUCGUGAUCGUUGGCAGGUUGACAAGGCAGGGGAGGGAAACAAGUGGGGCGCCGCCGAUGGCGCUGGAGGGCAUGCUGUUGAUCACAGGAGGGAGCGGUGGGGCGACGCAGGCGGAGAGAUUCGCAAGUGGGGGGGUAACCGGUGGGACAACGACAGAGACAAGGAGGUGCCCCCUCCUCGGAACAAAUGGGGGCCUGAGCCGGAGCGGGACGGUGGGGCUCCUCCUGGGCCAAGAGCGCCCCCCGAAGAUGCAGGUUUCCGCCGUGCGGGGAAUGAUCCGUGGAGACCAACGGGAAGGGGCAGGGGCGGCGCUGAUCCGCCACCCACUGGGUUUGCCAUCCCCCCUGGAGGGUUUGCACGGGGUCGGGGGCGCGGCAGGGCGCCUGGGUUUGCGGGCCCACAGGAGCAGCGGCCGCCGAUUGGGGCGCCGGCAGGGGGUUUCGUGGGGGCAUUUUGGGACCACCAGACGCCCUUGCCGGAGAGGGAGGGGGUGCAGGAGCAGCCGAGGGCGCAUCGGUAUUCGAAGGAGACAAUGCUCGAGGUGUAUCGGAAGGUGCGAGGGACGGCCCGGUUGAAGAAGCCGGAGACGACAGCGGAGGUGGAGGAGAUCAUCGUGAAGGAGGGCGGGGAACCGCUGGCGUUCAUUCCGCUUGAUGAGGAGGACAAGAGCUACUAUGAGAGCAUCCGCAAGGGGGAGCCCAUUCGCCCGCCGCCGCGCAACAAGGAGGCGUUUGAAGCGGCUCCGACUCCACCAAAGGACACUUUGCAGCCUGGCAUAGGACGAGGCAGGGGCCAACCCAGGCCUGCUGCUCCAGGUAUUGGCGAUGAGAAGUCUGGUGGCGACGAUGGUUUCUUUGAUGCCCCUGCACUCAGCGCGCAACGCGGCGCAGGUGGCGCACAGUUCGAGAGAGCAGCAGAAGCACGCUUUGCUGAUGCUGAAAGGGCUGCUCUGCCUGCUAGAGGGCGCGACGAACACCAACCCUGGCGCCGCAACGACGGCCCCCCGCCCCGCAAGGAAGACGAGGUCCGCCCGAAGGAAGCGCCCAAGCCAGGUGACGACGCUCCAGGUGCGAAGGACUGGCGGAGCAACCGGUUCGCAGAGGAAGACCGCGUGUGGCGCAAGCAAGCGGAGGACAAAGCGGCAGCCGAGAGGGAGAAGAGGGUUGCGCCGGCGACGCCACCCCCCAAAAGCGAAGAGCCGCCUCACCGGGCGGACCAAGCAUCAACGUGGCGAAAGGACGAGUCUGACAAAGGGCGUGCGCAGAAACCCGUGGAGAGUGCGGUACAUCUGUUGCCGGACGAUUUGCUCUCUGGGGGGGGCAGAGAGGAGCCCGCGCCUGAGCUGUGGGAGACGGGGGGGGAGCACGAAAACGACGAGGCGCACACGGAGGGGGGGCGCGAGCCCCCUGCGCUGUACUGGUACAAGGACCCCCAGGGGGAGACGCAGGGGCCGUUCCCGCAGGAGGACAUCGAGCAGUGGUUGGAGCAAGGAUUCUUCACCGCAGACCUGCCCGUACGCCGGCACACGCUCCCAGAGUCGGCGCCGUUCGUGCCGCUGGGCACCGCACUGCCGCACCUGAAGCCCAAAACGCCGCGCAUGCCUCCGGGGUACGAGCAUAGGGAGACGGAAGCGGGGAGGACGGAGGUGCGGGAGGGGACCUUGGAGCGGGGCUCAAGGCCCGGGACUGGAGCGGAGGCAGACACCCCGUACCAGCGAGCUGUGCCAGACGCAAAGGCGGCGGCAGCUGCUGAGCAUGCAGCCUGGCAGCAGAACCACGUCGCCCAGUCCCAACAAGUCCCGAAGCCUCAAACCCCCGAGCAGCCUCCCAUCCAGCUACACUACCCAAGCCUCCAAACCGAGCCCCCCAAGCUGCAACAACAACCCCAGUUCCAACCACCCCCGGCAGAGCCUCCCUUCCCUCCCCACUUUCCCGGUGCCCCUGACCUAUCCUUCCUCCAUGGGGACGAACCGCCCAAGCCCCAGACCCCCCUGGACCAGUUCCCCCUCUUCCGGGGGGAUCCGCAACGCCCUGCGGAGCAGCCCCCCAAAACGGAACGGCCGCCCGGGCAGAAGAGGCCGGAACACCCGCCGCUGCUGCUGGGAGAGAGCUCGAUGCCGUUCCCGCAGCCCAUUAUGUCUGCGGAGGUGUUUGCUCAGUUGGGGGGCAACCACGAGCAGUAUCUUGCUUACUUGAACGAGCAGCGCGAACUGCACGCCCGCUUCUUCCAGCAGGUUCACCUGCAACGCCAGCACAGUGGCCUUUCGCAGCAUGGCGAGGGGCCUGCUUUCCCUGCCGGAGUACCCCCUCAUUUGCAGCCCCCACAGCAGGCCCACUCUUUGGAGCAAGUCGAAGCCGAGCAGCGCCAGCGCCAGCGUGAACGCGAGGAAGCCGAGCGCCGUGCACGCACCCCCUUAGAACAGCCUCCCUUCCUCGGGGGGCCCUUCCCGCCAGACAUUCUUCCCCCCCACAUGCGCUUCCCCGGCCCCGAGCAGCACGGCUGGCCGCCGCGCCCCCCCUUCGAGACACCCGAGCAGAAGUUUCACCAGGAGAUGAUGAUACGUCAGCAGCAACACGAGCAGAACCUGCUGCGGUCCCAGUCCGGGGGGGUGCGGGAGGAGGCGCGAGCUCAGCCUGAGCUCCCCCCCUUCCUGCAAGGCGUCCUUCCCAGGGAGCGCGCGGGGGGGGUGCCCCCGCAGGAGCAAAGCAUCCCCCCCGAACUGGUGCAAGCGGUUCAGGAAGGGAACCUGCCAGUGGAGGCCUUGGUGCAGUACCUCAAGUCGCUCGGCGUUUCGGCCGGCGAGGGGGGGCAUGGCCAGGGGCAGGAGCACCCUGCCGCAACGAAUGGUCCGCCGGCGGAGCAGCGUUGGGCGAGAGGACCAAUGCCGAACGUUGAGCGGCAGACGAUGCGGGAAGAGCACCCAUCAAGAAUGGAACCGGGUGUCGAGAUCCAGGGGCAGAUGCCGCCGUGGGGGGGCUUCCAAAACGGCGAGCACGUGUCCCAGGGAUUGGGCGCACCGCAGAUUCCGGGGGCCUCGCAAGGUUUGGUUGUUUCGCAAGACGAGCUGCGAGCACAGGAGUUCGAGCGAAUGCACCAAGAGCAUCUGGAGAAGCUGCGGCGGGGGGCUCCGGCCCCGCAGCAGCCGUGGGGAGCUCCUCAGAGCAGCGCCCGGCAGGCAACCCCCCCCGAAAAAGGGCCUUCUAUGGAAGAGCCGGCGAGAUAUCACAAUCGGUUUGAGGCGCCGGCGCCGAAACCGGACGGCCGUCCUCAGUGGGGGCCGGAACCCCAGCCGGAACCGGUGGUCGUGUCGUUGAGUGAGUGGAACAAGCAACCGGAGCAGCUGAAAGCAGGGCCUCCCGUUACGAGGCUUCUGGCACAGCCGCCGAAGGAGGCCCCGUGGACCGUGGCGGCGGCGCCCAAGGAAAAGAAGUCGUUGUUGCAGAUCCAGAUGGAGGAAGCCGAGCGGGAGAGAGCGGAGCGAGCGCGACUGGCAGCGGAAGAAGCGGCGAGGAUUGCGGCGGGGGGUUACAGUGCGAACCAGAGCGGUGCGUCUCCGUGGGGGGGAGCGGGAGGGGGGUCCCGUCCCAAGACGCUGAAAGAGAUCCAGGAGGAAGAAGCGCGCCAGGCUGCGGAGCGCAACGCCAAGGUGUCUCAGGCCCAGGGGGGUCCGGUGUGGGGUCCGAGCCAGGCUCAGGGUACCUCCCCGGUUGGGAACAGGAUGGAGAAACAGGCGCAGCUGCAGGCGAGAGACACUUUGGCGGAGCAGGUGAUUAUGAACGCGGCCGCGGCGGCGCCGCAGACGCCCCCUCCCGGAAAGGAGGAGAAGAGGAAGCGGGCCAAUGAGAUGACGCCACCUGUCAGGACGAUCACGGCGGAGGAGGAGGCGGAGUUUGUGGAAGCGGGGAGCGGGAAGAAGGGCAAGAAGAAGGGGGCGAAGGGCAAGCAGGCGGCGGCAGCGAGCAAGCCAGCGCCCACGCCGUCCCCCAUGCAAUCCGCAUCCCCCUGGGCCGUCGAAGCCGCCGCGACCCGCCCGUCGCUGCGCCAGCUGGCGGCCGAAGAGAGCGCCGCCGCCGAUGACACCCCUCCCGAGUACAGCGCAAAGUCCGCGGCCGGUCCGUCGCUCGCCGACUUCCUCCCUGGGCUGCACCAGGAGGAGAAACCGCAGCAGGCGCCUGCGUGGAACACGAACGGGGGGGGCGCGAAGAGGAUGACGCUCAAAGAGAUCCAGGAGGCGGAGCGGAAGGAAGCGGAGAGGCGGGCCGGGCAGGAGAGGGCGCGCCAGGCGGCGAUGCCACGGCCUGCGCCGACGCAAGCCCCCUCCGGAGCCCCGUGGCAGCGCUCGACUCCCCCGAACGCGUUCUUUCCCCCCGCUGCUGCUCAGCAACAGCCCGCCAACCCCCCUCCCAAGGCUGCCCCGGCACCCCCCCAGCACGUGGACGAUGACGAUGAUCUGUUCUGGGACUACGGCAAGGACGUCACCAUCACGCUCGGGAACGUGCCCAAGGAGCCGGCACAGCCCGCUUUCCCUACACUGAGCGGCCCCCCCAUGCCGCAAGCUGGCGGCAACUGGGCGACCCCGAAGGCGCCGGCUCAGUCUGGUUACAAGCAGGUAGCGGCCCCCAUGGUCGCCGGAGCGCGGGCCCCUGCCGGCGCGGCCGACUUCCCGACCCUGGCCCCCACUGGCGCAGCGGCAACAGCGACAGGAGCCAAGGCCAAGAAGAAGGGCGCGGGCGCAGCGGAACCUGCAGCACCACCCGCUUUCACCCCGGCAACCGCCAAGGCUGGUCAGGAGUUCCGGCGUUGGUGUGAGCAGUGGACGCGGAAACUGACGGGACAGGACGACCUGACCCUGCUCGACUUCUGCAUGACGCUGCCGUCUGCUUCCGAGGCCGGGAACUACAUCAGCGAGUACUGGGGCGACAAGCCGGAGGUGACCGCCUUCAAGGCCGAGUUCUUCAAGCGCCGCAGCGCCAUGCCGGCCUCGGUGUUGCAGGCAGACUUCCUCGGGGGAGAAGCCGUUGUCGGAGACAGGCAUGCGGAGAAGACUUCCAACGCAACUGUACGCGCAGCAGAGAGCACUGAUGAUGCUCAGAGGAGCACUACGGCAUCAGAUGGUGCUGGGAAGAAGAAAGGCAAGAAGGGCAAAAAGGUGGUUGACAACUCGUUGCUCGGCUUUAGCGUUCAUAGCAGUCGAAUCAACAUGGGGACAAUCGAGUCCGCGGCUGAUGCGCAGUGAUGUUGCCUGCACUCUUAGAUUUGUCAGAUGUAGCUGAUUUCAGGUGACAGGAGAGGUUUAGUUUAGGAGUGGAUUCUUUUGUACGAGGAGCUGAAAUUUCAAAAUCGAGCACGCUAAGAAUGUGAUCUUAAUCUGUUUCUUCAGUGGUUCUCUAUUGACUCAAAGCGC